Molecule: messenger RNA, 261 nt
Organism: Gaeumannomyces tritici R3-111a-1
Lineage: Eukaryota; Fungi; Ascomycota; Sordariomycetes; Magnaporthales; Magnaporthaceae
Exons: 3
Coding region: 1-261 (86 amino acids)
Source: RefSeq, a predicted model, not a curated record
AUGGCUUCGCAGCCCUCAGACGAGAAGGAUCCUUGGAGCGACAAGCACAAGCAAAAGUUUCGCAGCAAGAGCAAGAGCGAGUGGUAUGACCCUUGCCAGGAGGCGGCGUCCAAGAGUAUCCAAUGCCUUAACCGCAACGGCGGGGACAGGGCCAUGUGCCAGGACUACUUCCAGGCCUACCGUGACUGCAAAAAGAACUGGAUCUCCCGUCGCCGACACGAUGUUGACAAGCCGGAUCCGACCCUGGCACCCGAGGCAUGA